Molecule: messenger RNA, 2629 nt
Organism: Coregonus sp. 'balchen'
Lineage: Eukaryota; Metazoa; Chordata; Actinopteri; Salmoniformes; Salmonidae
Source: the annotation of a GenBank genome assembly
AUGAUGUUCCCUAGUGCACUUGCGGCUCCCGAUAUGUACCCCAGACUACUUCGACACCCGGCGGCUCAUUCUCUGCCCCAGUCCUUUCAUUCGGCGUUCGCCGCUCACUCAAGCUUUUUGGUGGAGGACCUGUUGCGGAUCAGCCGGCCAGUGAGCUACUUGCACCGGACGAUUCCGUCACCCAGCGUGUCUCCCACGGGAUCAGGAGCCACCACGCUGACCUGCAGGCACCACACUGACCAAGCUGUCAUCACCACUCCAACACAGACAACAACGGGUUCUCCUCAGACCUCACUCUCCAUCAACAACGACCCUAACUAUUUGAAGUUUGGAGUUAAUGCCAUCCUAGCACCAGAAACGAGAAACGGUAAGAUUAUUGGGAAUAUAUAGGCUACUGAAAACGUAAUUAUUUUGCAUUUACAAACAGGACACCUGUUACGCAUUAUGAGGCUGUGUCACACUACUUUAGGCGUAUGUGAUUUGACAAAACGAAAUGACAGUCAAUUAAUUUAAUGUUUUCUUUCAUUUUGAAUCACAGCAUCGUCUACACCUUCAAUGCAUCAUGCCAUGCACGGGAAAACCUUCCCUCUGCCAUAUUUUGACGGAUCGUUUCAUCCCUUCCUCAGAGCAUCAUAUUUUCCAGGUAAAUCCACUUAAACCUAUGUCAUGCCCCAUGUAUUCAACUGAUGUUGCGCCUUAAAACAAUCUGCCAUUCGCUAGUUCAAUCUAGAGGAAAUACAACCGUUAGUUCAGAGGUUGGAAGCCGUAGAACAUCGUGGAAUCAGUCUCGCCAAUUUGAUGCCCUAUUUAGCAGAGGCAGGGACUGCUGACAUUUUGCACCGGUUCCCCUAAUCUACAAAUUAGCCGCGAUUGUCAUGGUCUAAAUUUGAGGCGGAUCCCCUCUCACAAGGAAGCUGCUGGCGUCUCUUCAUUGCUUCUCUUUCCCACCGAGCCAGUGCACUUAGUUACUGAUAACUCACAAUGCUUUCAGCACCAUGACCAAUUGGUCAGCUCCCUCCGGGCAGCCACACACAUGCUGCUGAUAGGCAUUUACCAGUCAUGGACUAAUUCCCCAUUAGGGGCUAUUCAUUAUUUCAAUAUUCUCACAAGACCACAUAGAGGGUUAUGCAUGUUUAUAGAUCGUGCUGAUGUGAGAAAUCUAAAGUUAGCUAACAAUAGAUAGCACAGCAGCCUGGAGUCGUGCAAUUAAAAUCUAAUGAUACAAUGCUAUCUAUCUGUUAUACAGUAUAUUUCAAGAUUAAGAAUAUAGGAUUAUUAUUUCCCGCAGUUAUGGUGAAUUCACACACAAUUUGUCUUUCGAAUAGCCAACAAUAAAGCCGAUAAGAAUAAUCUAAAAUGGAUAAGGUGCAGAUCUGGAUUUAGAGACCGCUUCUUUUGAGAGCAACAAAACAACUUCAGCCUCAUAGCUUUUCGUAUUUAAUGAAAAUGAUCUGUGGCAAAAAUAGGGCCCAGCCAUCAGUAUUCUCCAAAUGAUCUUGGCAUGCAGUUGUGAUUAGUUUGAAAGUGUAGAUCUCUUUUGUUGCAGUAAUAUAUGGCUUUAGCCGCCUGUCCUAAGCCUUUUUUCAGUUAGUUCAUUACUACACAAUUACCGUUCACGCUUCAUUAGCUACUCUAUCUUUCAUUGGUGCUUUCGAAAGGGAUACUCUGCCUUUUUACCAUACCAAUGCUAUAAGGGACCAAGCAAUGUGCUAAUUAGCUGCUUCGUGCCAACUCACUCAAACGGACUGCAUUUCGGAACUUAAAGAGAGACUUUGCUUUAAACUACGAAAUCAUGAUCUUAUAUGCACAUUUAACCCCUCCACCCACUCGCUGAAAACAGGCCAGGCUAGCCUCCUUUCACAUUCACUUAGCCUAUGUGUGCGUUUUCUUGCCUGACAUGAUGCAACGCUAAUGAUAUGUUGUUUGAAAAAAUAUUUUAGCAUCGUCUUCAGUGGUUCCUAUCCCUGGUACCUUUUCAUGGCCGCUGGCUGCAAGAGGAAAGCCCAGGAGGGGGAUGCUCCGACGGGCAGUGUUCUCUGAUGUCCAGCGCAAAGCUCUGGAGAAAAUGUUUCAGAAACAGAAAUACAUCAGCAAACCAGACAGAAAGAAGCUGGCUGCAAAACUUGGGCUAAAAGACUCACAGGUAAAAAAUUAAAAGUGAAUAGACAUUUAGGCCCACAUCAAUAUAAAACAUAAUCUUAAUAUAGGCUAGGCCUAUUUUGGAAUUAUUACUGGUAUGUCAUAAUAUUGUUAUUACAAUCAACCAUUAGGCCUAUUAGAUGGCCUAAUAAUAUUUAAUGUAUUUUUCAAGGUGAAAAUAUGGUUCCAAAACCGAAGAAUGAAAUGGCGCAACUCCAAAGAGAGGGAGUUGUUGUCGUCCGGAGGUUGCCGGGAACAAACUCUUCCAACUAAAAUGAACCCCCACCCGGACCUCAGUGACGUCGGGAAGAAGUCCUGCGAGGAGGAGGUGGAUGCGUUCAGGCCGGACAGCCCGCGCUCAGCCUUCUGCCACUCUCCAUCAGAGCGCGAACUUUUGAACAGUGUGGAGUCGCACCUCUCUUCGCCUUGCAACUCCAGCAAGCACUCUGACUUCUCAGAAUCAGAGGACGAAGAGAUUACAGUGUCUUAG